Cavenderia fasciculata is the source of this 993-nucleotide messenger RNA. RefSeq lists its product as uncharacterized. Bases 1 to 993 code for a protein of 330 amino acids. The transcript is spliced from 3 exons. Lineage: Eukaryota; Evosea; Eumycetozoa; Acytosteliales; Cavenderiaceae. The record is from RefSeq and is a predicted model, not a curated record.
AUGACAACCACAAAUCACAGUAAUGAUUUUUUGUAUAAGACUACCAUUAAUGAUAUGUUGAAUACAGAAAAUGACUAUUGGAGAGCUAAAAGAGAGAGACAUAUUAUAAGUGUCCCACAUGACCAAACCCUAGCAGAGACUGUCAAAAUACUAUCGAAAAACAAGAUUCUUUCCAUCCCAGUAAUGGAUGAACAAAAUGAUUUCUUGGGUUUUGUAGAUAUGAUUGAUAUUGUCUAUUUUAUUUUAGGUCAUUAUUUAGAGGAUAAAGAAAUUCAUGGUAGAGGAGCAAGUAUAAAUUGGAAUGCAUUAUGUUUUGAUAUUGAUACAGUUAUCCAAAGAGGAAGAGGAAUUGGUAUGGUACCAAUUAAAUCUUUAAUUAAUCAAUCUAAAAUGGAUUUAUUCAUUCCAGUUGAUGGUACUGGAUCUCUUCACCAAUUAUUAAAAGAAGUAUUUAAAAAGAAUAUUCAUAGAGUGAUUGUAGUGAAUGAAGAUGCUUCGCCAAGUGGCUUGAUUAGUCAGACUGAUAUGCUCAAGUUCCUUACCACCCACAAUUCAUUCCUUGGAGACAUGUUGAGUAAAUCACUUUGUGAUUUGAAUCUCAUCAACAAGAAGGUUGUCACUAUGCCAAGUGAUAAGAUUUCAUUGUUUGGAUACUACCUCAUGCUUCAAAACGAAACCUAUGGAGUUGCCGUCGUCGACCAAGACAAAGAGAUCAUUGGAGAUAUUUCAAUUGCCGAUCUUAGAGGCAUUGAACCACAACAACUAUCCAACCUUUUACAACCAGCCGCCGAGUUUUGCAACAAGGAACCAAUUACAUGUACCAGUGAUUCAUCAUUAAUAGGAUUAAUGCAAAAAAUGGUUGAUCAUAAAGCACAUCGUGUUUGGGUGGUCGAAUCAAAUGCAUGUGAGAAACCAAUUGGUAUGGUUUCCAUUGCUGAUCUCAUGGAAUUCUUUUCACAUUUUAAAAUAGACCAUAAUAAUAACAAUAUUUAA